CAAUUGGACCAACGUUGCUGGUUCUUAUGGCUACAUGGCACCUGAGCUUGCAUUUACUAUGCGUGUCACGGAUAAGAGCGAUGUGUAUAGCUUUGGAGUGGUGGCACUAGAAAUUGUGAUGGGAAGGCACCCGGGGGAAAUGCUCGAGUCCUUAUCAGAAUCAUCAAAAACAUUGAAGGGAGAUGCAGAGUUGCUUUUAAAAGAUGUGUUAGACCAGAGGCUAGAGCCUCCAACUUCUGAAUUGGCGGAGGCAGUGGCGUUUGUGGUCACCUUAGCAUUGGCCUGCGCUCGUGCACAUCCGGAGUUGCGACCCACAAUGCGUCACGUAGCACAAGAGCUAUCAGCUCGGACACUGCAUUACCUCUCCGAACCAUUUAGUGCAUUAACCAUCAACAAACUAACAGGGCAUAAAAAAUAGAAGGGAUUGAAACUAGGCAUCUCUCAGGUUGUUUGUAUUUUGUAUGUAAAUGCACUGUGUCUAUGGUCUACAAGACUGUUGCUUCUAGGUGCUGGGAAAUUCUUACAUAUA
Molecule: messenger RNA, 529 nt
Organism: Malus domestica (apple)
Lineage: Eukaryota; Viridiplantae; Streptophyta; Magnoliopsida; Rosales; Rosaceae
Product: MDIS1-interacting receptor like kinase 2-like
Biological process (GO): protein phosphorylation
Molecular function (GO): protein kinase activity; ATP binding
Source: RefSeq, a predicted model, not a curated record